CAGAAUGGCAAUGAAUAAUGACACAUUGAUUGCAAUUGCUAACGAUGUUUUAUUUAAAUUCGUCUGAUAAUAGUGAUUCUGAAAGCGAUAUAGAUGAAUUGUUAUUAUUGAAUAUGAAUCCAAUAAUUUGUGACAAAACGUUGCAACACAAUAUCUCUCAGCUUAAUUGCAACAUUCAUAAAUAAAUAAACACGCCCCAGAAAUCGGUUCUCCGAAGCGCGAAUUUAGGUUAUGUUUACUGUAUUGGAAAUCAGCAAAUGAGAACAUACUCAUUUUUAACAUGAGAUCAAACUGUUUGAAAUGAAGUAUAGUUCGUGGAGUUGCAAUUAAUAUAUAAAAACAUAAUGAGGUCGGAAAUGACAAAAAAAUCAACCAAUAUUCGACAUCGAUCAUCCAUCGGUAUCGAAUCUAUUUCUGCAUCCAGAAUGUUAUCAGAUAUAUGUCUUAGCUUGCUGACGAAACACCUGGAAGAGCGUGAAAUCGAUUAGUUAAAAAUCGCACUCUAAUUGCUUUGGAGUAUUCAUUGACCAGUAUCUUGACUAAAACAUUUGGAGUAAGCAAACUGUUAUUAACAGUUAUUCAAAGUUAACUAGAAUUAAAUAUUAGUUAAUCAACAAGUUUUUUGACAUCAUGGUCCUGAUGCCAAAAGAGUCUGCGAAGCUAGUCGCCGGCUUGGCGAAGGAUGUAUUCAUCGAGCAAGCAGGUGUAAAAAAAUUGGCAUUGGCGAUCCUUGAUGGUUUAAAGACGGGUAAGAUCCGCAAGGGCAAUUUCUCGCAAAUCAGAUUUCAUCCUAAGCCCGACGAUUCCAGGGCAGCGGACUGGAUAUUCGUGCUGGACACGUUGAACUUCUCAUUUUGGACUGAGACGGGUACGAAAAAGUGGAAUGUCAAUGGAGAGACCGGCUACUUUGCGUUCUGUGCCGCUGUCAGCCGAGCCAUUGAUGAAGGGAAAUCUAUGUGGGAUCCCAAGUAUUAUUCGCAGAUAACGCAACAAGAUGCAGACAUCAUUUUUCGAGGUGACAACGAAGUCAAAAUUCCACUUAUACACGAUAGAAUUAAGGGUCUGCAUGAGGCUGGAAAGAUUCUGUUGGACAAGUAUAAAGGCACGUUUGUGGAAUGUAUCAAGUCGUGUAAAGGCUCCGCGGAAAAGCUGCUCCAACUUAUUGUUAAGGAAUUUGAGUCAUACCGAGAUGAGGCUUAUUACGAAGGGCAUAGGAUCAGCAUUUACAAGAGGGCUCAGAUAUUGAUCGGUGACAUCUGGGCCUGCUUUGAGGGACGCGGACUUGGCGAAUUCCAUGAUAUCGACAGCAUCGCAAUGUUCGCCGAUUACCGUAUUCCUCAAGUGCUUGUACAUUAUGGCACUAUGCGCUACAGUGAUUCGCUCAUGAGCAAAUUGAAAUCCGAUGAACAGUUGAAACAGAACAGCAGAGAGGAGAUUGAGAUACGUGCCUGCUCAAUCGAGGCGGUCGAGCAGGUGCGCAACGAGGUGCGAAGAUUGAUCGCUACUGAGUCGAAAUUGAACCUGAAUCCGUCAACGGAUGUCAACGCGAUCAUGAUCGAUCAUUACCUGUGGGACUAUCGGCGAGAGUAUGCGCAAGAAUUGGAGCACAUACCAUUCCACAAAACAAGAACCAUUUACUAUUAGUUACUAGAGGAUUGCGCAAGAUGCAAAAACAUUGCCUAAAUGAAAAAAUUAGGAAGUUCCAUAUAUCAAAUU
This is a messenger RNA of Atta colombica, 1716 nucleotides long. Its product is annotated as UPF0553 protein C9orf64 homolog. NCBI's taxonomy places the organism in Eukaryota, Metazoa, Arthropoda, Insecta, Hymenoptera, Formicidae. Bases 631 to 1644 code for a protein of 337 amino acids. The transcript has 2 exons. The record is from RefSeq and is a predicted model, not a curated record.